This is a messenger RNA of Acanthopagrus latus (yellowfin seabream), 1369 nucleotides long. RefSeq names its product FRA10A associated CGG repeat 1 (gene fra10ac1). Bases 134 to 1216 code for a protein of 360 amino acids. Gene Ontology annotation, biological process: dephosphorylation. NCBI's taxonomy places the organism in Eukaryota, Metazoa, Chordata, Actinopteri, Spariformes, Sparidae. The record is from RefSeq and is a predicted model, not a curated record. Gene Ontology annotation, molecular function: phosphatase activity. The transcript has 15 exons.
AUUAUUCAUGGUGGUUGGUCCUACGUCACCACGCUGAGUCCGAGCUGUGCUCUGCCACGUCAUCGAGCGGCGACGUUCUGUUCAUAUUGUAAACAUUCCCCAGCAGUUGCUGGCGACCAAAAGGGGGGAACUCAUGGAUAAUCUUGUAAAGGUGCACGGAAGUGGCGGCUAUGACUCUGACUUCAGUGAUGAUGAGCAGGGAGAGUCCUCAGAGAGAGGCCUUAAAAGGAAACGCGAGGAGGAGAUCUUACAGAAACCAUUCCAGAAAGGUCGGCACUCGAAGGUGGCUCACCGGAGUUCACACUCAAAUGAAGUGGACAGGGAGGAAGCCAGGAACAGAAGAGCCCACCUGAUAUCAAUGAAUGCUUUUGAGCGACAUAAGAAGUUUGUCGGUGACUACAUACUUUAUUAUGGAGGACAGAUGGCCGACUUCAAGCGCUCUGCAGCCAAGGACAUAACGGAUCAGGACGUGCUGCGCGAGAAUCAUCGCUUCCUCUGGAGGGACGAGGACGAGGAAGACAUGACAUGGGAAAAAGAACUUGCCAAGAAGUAUUACGACAAGCUGUUUAAAGAGUACUGCAUAGCUGACCUGAGUAGAUACAAGGAAAACAAGUUUGGAUUUCGUUGGCGGACUGAGAAUGAAGUCGUCUCUGGCAAAGGUCAGUUCCAGUGUGGAAACAAGCGCUGCGAGAAGCAGGACGGCCUAAAAAGCUGGGAGGUGAAUUUUGCCUACGUGGAGCGCGGCGAAAAGAGAAACGCAUUGGUCAAACUCAGAGUAUGCCCUGAAUGCUCUUUUAAACUCAACUACCACCACAAAUUUUGCAGUGUGAGCACUGGUCUGCUGGAAGUAGGGCAGGUCACCACGGACAGUCAGCGGACCAUAUUUUGCAGUAUCCAGAGGAGGAAAGAAGUGAAAGUCAUUAAGAAGGCCAAAAGGUUAUCAGAGGAGAACCAGGAGCCACCAGAGAAGAAGAAGAAGAAGAAGAGGAGGAGGUCGUCUUCACACUCCAAGAAGCACAAACGAAGGAGGCACAGAGAUCGCUCCGCCUCCUCCAGCGGCUCGGAGGAGUCGAAGGACUCAGACAAAGAUUCUGAAGCUGGAGACGAGCCAGAGGGCCAAUCAGAAGCCGACCACUGGCGAGGACCCGCCCCCGCUGUGGAGGAAAAGUCAAGGGAGGAGGAGUUCGAUGACUACUUUGAAGACAUGUUCCUUUGACUCGGCUGGUACCGGCGGCAACCCUGCUGUGACUACACUUCCUCCUGCACGCUGUGACAUUAAGCAUGUUCAGUUUGAGCCUUGUGUGCAUGUAGGUCCCUUUGACUGUAUGUUUCAGCGCUGCUGCGGAAAUAAACACAAUAUUUAUCCUGA